This is a messenger RNA of Rotaria sp. Silwood2, 2598 nucleotides long. The record is from the annotation of a GenBank genome assembly. Lineage: Eukaryota; Metazoa; Rotifera; Eurotatoria; Philodinida; Philodinidae.
AUGUUAAAUAAUAGUAUUGGUGCACCAACACCAAAAUCAGUUUCAUCGGAGACAACAAAAACAUCUCUAUCAGAAACAAAUUUAAUAAUACCUGAAUGGGUUCAUUGUGAAAUAUGUAAACGACGUGAACAUAAUGGUUCAAAUAAUACUCGAUUACCACUUGGCUAUUGUCAUCCAUGUGGUCAUAUUAUCUGUCGAGAUUACAAAAUAAUUUACAAAAAAAAUUUUAUUUUUUAUUUUCUAUGUGCCUUAUGUUCAAAAUCUACACAUAUUUAUCCGAUUAAUUCCAAUUUACCACCGCAAAUAAAAGUAUUAUUUAUAUCACGUUAUGAAUUAGUACAUGUAACUGAAGCACAAGUACGCGAACAAGUUUAUAAACUUUAUUCAAAUAUGUAUAAACAAUUAUUUGAUGUAUUUGAUUAUCAAGAUGCAAAAUGGAAUCAAUUAAUGACGCAUAGAAUUGAAUAUUUAAGACAAAUGAAUAAAAUAAAAAAAGGAAUGAUGGAAUUAGAAGAAAUCAAACGUAUAAAUAAAGAAUUAUUAAAAAUUUUUCAAGGACAAGAACAAUGUAUUCAUCAAGAUCAUGACCGACAUCAACAAACUAUUCGACAAUAUCAAUCAACUAUUUCACCAGUACGACCAUCAUCAGUAGCUUCAUCAACAUCAUUAAAUUUUGGACCUCAACAACGACAACAGACAAAUCAUAAUCCUUCAUCAAUUAUAAAACCAAUGGUUAUGGGAACAUCACCAAAUCCUCAACAUCAUCAUGUACCUCCACCUGAACCUGAUAAAUUAAUGACAUAUGAACAAGCAAUGAUAUAUGCACAUCCAGCAUUAAAAGAUGCUUUGCGUUUAGCUCAUCGACACAGUAAUGAUCCUGUCAAAGAUCUAAGUCAUGUUCUCGAUUUUCUAUGUCAUGUCAAGUAUGUACAAAUUAUUGGUUGUCCUGAUAAUUUUGGUAGCAGUACAAUUAAAACUCAAUUUCUUUCAUUUGAUGUUUCGUUUUUUAAAUCAGUUGAAGAACUUGAACUUGAUUGUGUUCAAACAAAUCAAAUAACUGGUAUUGACAAUCUUAAAAAAACUGUUCGUCAUUUAUCAAUUCAUCGUAGUUUAACAUCAAUACGUGAAAUUGCUUUAAGUUCUCUAACUGAAAUUCCACCAUCAUCCAAUGAAUGGUUAAUUAGUACAUGGAAACUUGUUACUCAUCUUGAUUUAAGUAAAAAUUCUCUACAUCUUCUUGAUGAAUCACUUAAAUUAUUUUGUAAAACUGAAACAUUAGAUUUAAGUUAUAAUUUAUUAGAAACUACAAUAGAUCAUUUACAACAUUUACAUUUUCUGCAAAGUUUAAAUUUAUCAAAUAAUCGUUUACAUGAUGUAUCAGAUUUCAAUGCACGUGUUGGUAAUAUACGGUCAUUAGAUUUAUCAUUUAAUGAAUUAAUAACAACAGAUGGUUUAUCACGUCUUUAUUCAUUAAUAACGUUAAAUUUAUCAUCAAAUAAACUAGAUUCAAUUAAAAGUAUUGAAUUACUUGGAAGUUUACCAUGUUUAGAAAAUCUUUGUUUAAAAAAUAAUCCAUUAACACGUAUUGUUGAUUAUCGUAUACGUGUUUUUGCUGUAUUUCAUAAUCGAGCAAAAGAUGUUUGGUUAGAUGGACAAAUGCCUGAUCAACGUGAACUUGAUCGUGCUGCUGUCAUAAGUGCAAUGAGUCGAGCAAAACAAAAUGAAGCUGCACAAGCAACAAUGCUUGUUCAAAAAGUUUUAUCACCAACAAAACCAGUUCUUCUUUCAUCAUCAUUACUUAGACAAAAAUCAAAUAAUAAUUUUAAAAAUAUUAAUGUAGCUUCAUCAUGUCCAAGUAAUUUAUCAAUUAUUGAAAAACAACCCGAUGUGCCUUCACGUUCAAAUAUCCAACACACUCCACCGACAGAUUCUGUAACAUCAGUAAAUCAUAUUCAUUUAAUUGAUGAUGAUAAUACUGAAAACAUUUAUACUACUGAUAAGCCAUCAAGUGGUCUUCUUCCACCACCAACUAUUGGUGCACGUGUAUGGGCAAUGUAUCAAGGUUCUCGACGUUCUGGCACAGUUUUAAGUGUAAAUGAUAAACGUGGUAUUUUUAAAAUGCGUUUUGAUGAAUUUCCAACAGCUCAAUUCGAUUAUUCAUUCAGUUAUAACUCAUCAGCAUGGUCUUACAUUGGUGCUCCACCACCAUCAACAGAUUCUACAAUAACAUUAUUUGAAAGAAUUGUAAACGAACCAGAACCAUUAUUUACUAUUGCAAAAAAGUUUAAAUCAUUAAUUAAAUUUAUGUUACCACCUGAUUGGGAAUUGACACCUGAACAAAUUUUAUUGAUGAGUUAUGAUGAUCUUAGUCAAUUUGAUAUUGUAGCUUUUAUGCAAUCGUAUCGAGAAAAAAUGACAAAAAUUGUUGAACAACAUAAAGCUGAUGAAACACAUUGGCGAACAUCAACUCAACGUUUACAAGUAGAAGCAACUAAAUUACUUAAUCUUUGUGGAAUUCCAAUUCCGAUGGAUUGUUCAAUAGAAGAUUUUGAAGAACAUAUUGAACGUUACGUAACACAAGUUCAAAAAUCAUGUUGA